This is a messenger RNA of Dromiciops gliroides (monito del monte), 1196 nucleotides long. Its product is annotated as sulfotransferase 1C3-like. Lineage: Eukaryota; Metazoa; Chordata; Mammalia; Microbiotheria; Microbiotheriidae. The record is from RefSeq and is a predicted model, not a curated record. The transcript is spliced from 8 exons. Gene Ontology annotation, cellular component: cytoplasm. Gene Ontology annotation, molecular function: sulfotransferase activity. Bases 278 to 1171 code for a protein of 297 amino acids. Gene Ontology annotation, biological process: sulfation.
AAUGAUUUUGCUUGACUAUACCUGUAUGUAAUGCAUUUUAUUUUUCUUGUGUUCUCAGUUGGGCUGGGAGGAUAAAAAGGUUUGGACUGAUUUGUUUGGUAGGCAGCCUAGUACCUCUUCUCUCCCACACUUUCCUUCAGUCUCCCAAACACUGAGUAGUCCUGGCAACUCCAUUCCUGUAAAGGACACAGCCAAGGCCAGUUGCAGCCUGCUGCCUUCUCUAAGAAGCAACUUUCUGUUCGACUUAAGACGCGGAAUUCUGCUCUUUCUCUCCGGGAUGGCCAAAGAAACUAUUAUCAUGGACAGGAUUAAUCUUAUUGACGUCUUUGAGGGCAUCUCCCUGCCAAGACUAUUGCACACCCAAGAGACCGUGCAUGAUGCUACCAACUUCCAGUUCCAAGACACAGACAUUCUCUUGGUCACCUACCCCAAAUCAGGUACGGUCUGGACUCAGCAAAUCCUGAGCCUCAUCCUCAACAAAGAGGACAUUCAGAACACCAUCACCAAACCUACCUGGGAGCGGGCCCCCUGGAUUGAGCAAGUACACCUUUGGGAAUUUUUGGCCCAGAACAAUGCAUCCAAACCACGCCUCUUCACCACUCACUUACCUUCUAAAUUACUGAUACAUAACCUGAAGAACUCCAAGGUUCGAGUGGUGUACAUGAUACGGAACCCAAAGGAUGUCUUGGUCUCUUAUUAUCAUUUCCACAAGUUCUCCAAGUUUCUGCCAGAUAUUGAUUCCUUUGAAGCCUUCUUUGACCAGUUCCUGGAGGGCAAAGUGAGUUUUGGUUCUUGGUUUGACCACACAAAGGGCUGGCUAGGUGUCCAGGAAGAACUGAAUUUCUUUCUGAUCACCUAUGAAGAACUGUCCCAGGAACCUCACCAGGCUAUCCAGAACCUGUGCAAAUUCCUGGGCCAGCAGCUAGAACCCGAACAGCUUGAGAGCAUCGUGCAUUACUGCAGUUUUUCCUUCAUGAGUCAAAAUGACAAGCUCAACUUUACCCUGGUGCCUCCAGAGAUAUUUGACCACAGUGUGGGAAAGUUUAUGAGAAAAGGUACAACAGAAAACUGGAAGGAAUUCUUCUCACCUGAGCAAAAUGCCAGGUUCAAUAAAGUCUACCAGGCAGAGAUGGGCAAUCUCACCUCGAAAUUCUCCUGGUCUCUGUACUGACCAGGGAAACAAAAACCAGACCCUU